AUGGAUGAAACAGUUCAAUCAACUAGCAGAAUUGGACGAUUUGAACGAUGCAUCAUAGGCAAAGAUGAACUUCUACUUCCUGAUAACUUGAUAGAACAGACAUUUAUCUUCAGUGAAGUAAUCAAUUCUGAAACAUGGGAAAAAGUAUUAACCCCUUCCCAACGUCAUUAUCUGAUGAAAUUCCUGCCAACAUUUCCAACAGAUGACCUAGUACAAAAACAGAUAACUGUUAAGCGGUUACUAGAUGGAGAUAAUUUCAAGUUUGGGAACCCUCUGAAAAAGUUCCAAAUGAAACUGAAAGAGGGUGCCUUCUCUUCAGAAAUCUCAAAAUAUCCACAUUUGUAUCGGAAAUUCAAAUUUCGAGAUUACAAAAUGCAGCAACAGCGAUAUUAUACCAAACUGUUAAAAGAAAUCAUUAUGUCCAGACAGCGUGUGUUUGAAAUGGUAUCCCAGUUACCCCCAGAUGAGCUUCCAAAAUUUUGCUACAACCCACCACCUCCUGCUGAUCAAAGCAUUGAACAUUUAGUAAACAGGCGAUGUCGUAGAAUUCUUAAAGAGGUUCAAGAGGAAUGCAAUGCAGAUGACACAUCAUCAGAAGAAGAGCUGGAGGAUGCUGCUCAGAAAAACCGAAAACAAUUGCUCAAGUCUUCAUAUUCUUUGCCGUCACCUGAACCUGCUGCACCGGCUGUAUUGGCCACUUACUCCACAAAACCUGUCACCAAUGGGGAGAUCACAGAUAACAACAAUAGUCAGGGUAAAAAAGUCAGGCGUUUGUCCAGUCCCAUUGAAUUCUCAGAUGAAGAUUAUAAAGCAAUGUUACGAGAUUAUAAACGACGGAAAAUGGAAAAUGCUGAUUUGCCAGAAAUGGAUAUCAAUUCCAUAACUCUCCAAGAUAUAUUAGCAAGAUGCCAAGCUGGGAAAAAACCAGUACCAAAAUCUCCUUCAAAUGUUCCAGAAAGCACUGCAUCAACCAGUCCUGCUAGUGUGAAAAAAGUAAAAAAGAAAGGAGAAAAGAUACGCAAAUUGAAAGCUGGCCGAGUAGACAGCAUUGCCAAAAGAAUGUCCAUUUCCAGUCAUGAAGAUGCAGCCAACCUUGAAAUCCCAGAAUUACUUAAUCGGGAUGAAGAAUGUGUUCCAGAUUUUCCAUUACCUGAAGCUUUACCACCCAAGCUACCAUUUGGACAGUAUGAUAAUUUUUUCAGUCUUCUAAGAGAUCUCAUUAAUGAAUUUCCUGAUUCAAAAGUAACAACUGCAAAAUUGGAAGAAAAAGUGCGUGAUUGGCAAGAGUCUCCAACAACUUCCCUUAAUCCUUGGUUAUCCCAGCAGAGUAAUUGGAUUGACAAUGUUAUACCUGCAUUGAAAUUUCUCUCUGGGGAUGUCUUAGGUUUCCAAGUUGAAAAUUUUGUUCCUUUCCUUGACUACAAAGAGCGUGCUCAGCAGUGGAAGUGGAUUGGUCAAGGACGAGAUGUUGAUGAACAGUUAGGCCAGUUGUGUAAGUACUGGCUCAGCAAUAAAGAUGAAAAACAUGCAGAUACUCAGGAAAGCAACCCAGGAAGUCCACCUCCUCCCAGGGUGAAAACAAAUUAUGUUGUAAAACCAACAACAGAUGAAGAAAAGCUCAGUUUCAAAGAGCAAGAAAGAAAGCGAUUUGAAAGUCCACAUCUUGGGUUUACUUAUCAUAUGCAUGGUUAUGACUCUGUAGUUGGUCCAGUGAAAGGAGUCUAUAGUAAAGAUAAUGCUAUGAAUAAAGCUCGGGAACAUGCAUUGCUGAUCUCUGACAGACCGUCUUAUGUCACUAUUUUAACAUUAGUCAGAGAUGCUGCUGCACGGCUUCCAAAUGGAGAAGGAACCCGAGGAGAUAUCUGUGAAUUAUUAAAAGAUUCCCAAUUCUUGGCUCCAGCCAUCACUGAUGUUCAGAUUAACACGGUAGUUAGUGGAGCUCUAGAUAGAUUACAUUAUGAAAAAGAUCCUUGUGUAAAAUAUGAUGUGAAUAGAAAAUUGUGGAUUUAUCUCCAUCGAAGUCGAACAGAAGAGGAAUUUGAAAAAAUUCAUCAAGCCCAAGGAGCAGCAGUGAAAGCCAAGAAAUCUCUUCAGAAACCCAAAUCUAGUAAAUCAAAAGCCAAAGAAGCAGUUGUCAGCAAUGCAGUUGUAUCUACUGCCCAUUCUUCAGUACCUAGCCAGGGUUCUCGCUCAGUGGCUUCUGUCAGCAUAGCAAGUACAGAGAACAAGCACAUUACAACAGAAACAGUUACAAGCACCAGCCUUGUUAGUCCUGCUAUUUCUGCAAAUCCCAAAUUGUCCACUCAGAACACUUGUGUAAUCACUGCUACAACCAGGACCUUACAAGGAAGUACCAAAUCAGGACUAGGUGGGACCAAGCCAGCUACCAUCAACCUCAGCCUUGCACAGGCACCCAGUAUAGGUGGUAGUGGAAGCACAGUAACUACAAUACCAAUAUCUGAAAUCACAAAAGCACAAACACCAGCUGCUGGUUCCCAGGUGCAUACUACCAUUUCAGCAUCACCCUCCACCCUAUCUAAGCCCUUCACAUUUGCCAUAGUGCCUUCUCAAGCCACUGGAACAAGUGGCUCCCCAACAAUUGUCAGUCAAGGACGAACAUCAACAACCAAUGCAAAACCACUGUCACUAAACCUCCUGCCUAGUCACCUUGUAACCAAAUCUGUUGUUAUAACCACAAAGCCAGAGUUGAUUCCAUUUCAACAGCACAGUAUUGCGUCCACAGGAGGCAGCAUCAAUAGCAGCAAGUCUCUUGUAGCUGGACAGACAAUCCUUAGUACAGCCAAUCGUGGCAAACCGGUGCAGUUGACUGGUAAAGCUAUGCAAACUACCAAAGGAAUCCUACAGAUUGAUGGUAAAGCUCAUCCGUCAGUUAAUGUGAUCCAAACAGCACAGGGAGGUCUUUCUACAAUCAAUAUCAUACCCCAGGGUGGAAAUGCAACAGUUGUCAGUCUCUCAGAGGCAGCACAAACAACUAAAUCAAACAGCUCAACAGUGACUGCUGACUCAGGAACAACCACAGUACUCAGUUCUGCCCUACAGUCUGCUACAGUUAUGUCUCAGUUAAAGACAGUUACUGUCACAACAACUGGGAGCACUUUACUCACCCAGCAGCCACUACAGAUGGUCAACCAACCUAAGGUUGUCUCUCCAGGCCAGGGAGGCAUUGUGGUUACCCAUCUGGCUCCUGGAAACAUCACUCUUCGGCCUGGCUUAUCUGGUGUUUCUCAAGCCAAAGUUGUCACAGCUGCUCAAGCUAGUCUGGUUCCUGCUCAGUUCAUACUCCACCAACCAGCUACAGGCAAUGUGAAAGUGGGUGGGAGUGACACUUCAGUCACUCCAACUGUCACUCAAGCUACCCCUAUCAUUGUGAGCAGCAACAGUGGUAAGCCUGCUCAGAACAUUCAGGUUGUACGGACAGUGUUGUCACAGCCCUCAAGUGUAAAACCUGGACAGACAACGAUUUUGAUCUCACAACCAGCACUGCAACAAUCUGGUACCACUGUUUUAUCAUCAGCACAAUUACUUCAAACAGCGAAGAUGCAAGGAAAAUUAGCAGGAAAAGGAAAGCCUCCUCCUGUAUAUGCACGCAUCCUCACUCCUACAGCUGGUAUGAAGUUAGCCACAGUGGCCUCUGGUCAAGCUCUCACAGCCCAGGGAGUCAGUGUCAUCCAAGCCGCUGCGGCCAGCAAACUGACCAGUUCAGCUAUCACAGCUACUUACAGGUGGAUUGCGGUCUUUCGAAGGUGGAUAAAACAAGAUGCUUCUUCUAUCUCACAUUGGAAAUUUCACUCAGGUAGUGCUAAGAAAGCUACUGCUCGUCUAUUUGGCAAUAGUCAACCAUUCACAAAGACCAACAGGCAUUUUCUGGUUUCCCGGUUUCUUAGUAGUAGCUCUGAAAAUGAUCCUUCUGGUUCCAAACCAGCAGAGAAGGGUCCUGUAAUCUCACCCACUGCAACUGCCAAAGAUAGUGGUAAAAUUGUAAAAAUAACACAAAAAAAAAAGAAAUCUAUUGACUACAGUUACACGGGAAAUGUCUUCAUUUUACCUGUGCGGGCAAUGAACGAGUUUCUUCUAACACCAAAAGAUUUGUCAGUUCUGCCAAAGUACACACGAAGAAGUCCCUAUGGAAAGGAGAUGCCUAUUUUAAUGUUUUUAAGAUCUGAUGUUGAAAAACUUGCUAUGAAGAAAUGGGCAAGCAUGAACAAUAUUGUUAAAGAAAAACAAAAGAUCAUUCAAAUGGAGAGAGCACGAUUUGGUCGAUUGGAUCUUUUCCAGUUAAAAGCUGCCAUAGAGCAACAUAAACAACAAACUGGAGAAGUGCUCAAAAAAUUUGAGUUAUCUGAGGAGCAAGAAGAGCAGCAGGAAAUACCAACUGAAAAAUUUUGGAAAUCAGGUUCUGGAAGUGUGGUUAUGUCAGCAAUAUUAAUUAAUGCAAUAAAUACAGCAGUAAAGUUUGUGGCGUGGUUAUACACAGGAUCUCAUAGUAUGUUUUCUGAAUGUAUACAUUCAUUGGCCGAUACCUUAAAUCAGAUUUUACUUGGAAUUGGCCUUUAUCACUCUACAAAGAAACCUGAUGGUGUACAUCCGUAUGGCUAUCGGAAUUUACGGCACAUAAGUUCACUUAUCAGUGGUGUGGGCAUUUUUUGUUUUGGCACCGGGCUUUCUGUUUACCAUGGAAUUCAGGGUCUUUUGCAUCCUCAACAAAUGGAAUCUCUUGGUUGGGCUAUUGCUGCCUUACUAGGUACUAUGGUUUCCGAAGGUGCCACAUUAAUUGUUGCCAUUGCUGAAGUCAGGAGAAGUUCUAGAGCAAAGAACAUGAAAUUUUGGGAAUAUGUAAACCGAGGUAAUGAUCCAAAUGUAAGUGUAGUUCUUCUGGAAGAUCUAGCAGCAGUUUUUGGUGUGAGUAUUGCUGCUUCCUGUUUGGCAGUCACUCACUACACUGGCAACCCUUUUGCAGAUGCUGUCGGGUCUCUGCUGGUAGGUGGCAUCUUAGGAAGUGUAGCCAGUUUUAUUAUCUACAGCAACACAGAAGUCUUAGUUGGAAAGUCUAUACCUUUAGAAAAGAAGGCAUUAAUUAGCCAAGAACUGGAAAAAGACCGCAUGAUCAGGUCUCUACAUGAUGUAAAAGCCACAGAAGUUGGUGGUGAAGUUCGAUUCAAGGCUGAAGUAGAUUUUGAUGGAUUGGAGAUCACAAGAGCUUAUCUUCUCAAAGUGGACCUUGAAAAUCUUUUAUCUGAAAUGCAAAACUUGAAGAAACUUGAAGAUGCUGAAAUUUUUAUGUUGCUUCAUGGAGAAAGAAUUAUAGACACCUUAGGUGAAGAAGUGGACAGAAUUGAGAAAUCAUUGAAGACCAAAUAUCCAGACCUUCGGCAUGUGGACCUUGAAGCAUUGUGA
Molecule: messenger RNA, 5415 nt
Organism: Acanthosepion pharaonis
Lineage: Eukaryota; Metazoa; Mollusca; Cephalopoda; Sepiida; Sepiidae
Source: the annotation of a GenBank genome assembly